AAGGUGGGGUGGGGGGAGAGAGGGAGGGAGGGAGGGGUGGGUGUAGCUUUAAGAUGAUUUCUGGUGUGUGCUGCACGGAUGUAACAUUGGAGAGUGGGAGGAGGUGUCGCUUUAAGAUGAUUGUUGGUGUGUAUCGCGCACAUAUGUAACAUUGGAGAGCGCGGUGGCCGCGGGGGAGGAAUGCGGCGGCGCGCAUGCGCGGUGCCCCGGCCCACCGUGUCUCUUCAGCGGCGCGGGUGACGUCACGGGCGGAGGAGCACUGGUCGGCAGUGAAGCUGCUCAGAGCCGCCGAGAGGGAGAGCGAGCGAGAGGGAGGGAGAGCCGAGCCGAGCCCGGGGAGCCGCACCAACCACAAGCCGUGCCGCGCCGCGCCGCCUCGCGCAACGCCGAACACCAGGCCUUGCUCCGCGCUCCCUCCCGCACCCGCACCCGCGGAGCGAGGAGCCCGUACCGAGAGAGAGCGAGUGAGGGAGAGAGCGAGAGAGUCGGAUCGCAGCCUCGCUCUUUUCUAGUGCUGGGGCUGUUGCUCUCUUUUGCGCCAUGUCUUCUGCACAAGUGUCUUCCUCCAGGAGACAGUCGUGCUACCUCUGCGACCUGCCCCGCAUGCCCUGGGCCAUGAUCUGGGACUUUACGGAGCCCGUGUGCAGGGGAUGUGUCAACUACGAAGGGGCUGAUCGCAUCGAAUUCGUCAUCGAGACGGCCCGGCAGUUGAAAAGGGCUCAUGGCUUCCAGGAUGGGAGAUCCCCCGGUCCGCCGCCUGUCAAAGUUCAGUCCAUGGCUGCAGGUAAAGAGAGUGCUCAACUCAACCACGUUGACGGUUCGUCCAAACCGCCCCAAACGGUUCUCGAUCGCUAUUCCCUGGCCACGGAGAGACCUCGGUUCGAGUACCCAGGCAUCACCCACGCUGGCAGGCUUCCCAACGGCUUGAAUGGACCCAAUGGAUUCCCCAAACCCGAGGACAUUCCUCCCGAACUCAACAGACAGAGCCCCAAUUCUUCUCGCAGAAAUCACGGGCUGGUGCCUCCGGGUCCCGUCACGGUCCCCCCUAAUUUGUUACCACAGACCACUCUGAACGGCCCGGUGACGGGCGCCCUCCCCCCGCACGGGCUGCUCGGCCGACCCCCUCCUUCCAACGUCUUGGGCUCCUCUCUGUCUGUGACCAGUCAGUCGUUGAGCGAUGUAAACAAACGGCCCGGUUCCGUCUCCAGCACCGACCAGGAGAGGGAACUGAAAGAGAAACAACGCAAUGCAGAGACACUGGCGGAGCUGAGCGAAAGUUUAAGGAAUCGCUCGGAGGAUUGGACAAACAAACCCAAAAUAGUGCGAGAGACUCUGAUCACUCUUUCCAACUGCACACCUUUUGACGUGCGCUUCAAGAAGGACCACUGUCUACUGGGCAGAGUGUUCGCUUUCGAUGCCAUUUCCAAGCCGGGCAUGGACUACGAGUUGAAAAUCUACAUCGAGUACCCGAGCGGAUCUGCCAAUGUGUUCUCCAGCGCCUCGGGGGUGGCCAAACAGAUGUACCAGGACUGCAUGAAGGACUUCGGCCGCGGGCUGUCGUCGGGCUUCAAGUACUUAGAGUACGAGAAGAAGCACAGCUCCGGGGACUGGCGGCUGCUGGGCGACCUGCUGCCCGAGACCGUGCGGUUCUUCAAGGAGGUGGUGGCGGCUGAGAUGCUGCCCCAGUCUUACGUCGACGCCAACUGCCCCAUUUUGCCGACCGCCCUGUGUAACCUGUCCCGGUCUCUGCCCAACAACUCCUCCAGGACUGGUAUGCGCAAGAGGAAAGCCUCGCCCGAGCCCGACCCGGACGCGGGCGGCGUGAAGCUGGAGGAGCGGCAGCAGCAGCAGCAGCAGCAGUGGUUGGCCGGACAGAACGAAGCCCUGAAGCUCACCCUGGCGGCGUCGGGCGCCUUCGGGCCGACCAUGGCCCCCAACCGAACCAGCCCUCCCGAGUCCAGCGGCGGCGGCGGCGGCGGCCAGAACGGCCAGUCGCCCAUGGCCGCCCUCAUGUCGGUGGCCGACACGCUGGGCAACGCGCACUCGCCGAAGGACAGCAGCGGCGGCAGCAACUCGGUCCACUCGACCACCAGCACCAGACGGAACAGCAACAGCCCCGUGUCGCCGGCCUCGGGGGGCGGACAGCGCCGCGUGGCGUCGAGGAACGGGGAGGUGGCCCUGGCGGCGGCGGCGGCGGCAGCGGCGGCGGGGUCGGCCCUGCCGAACGCGCACGCCAUGGAGGCCGCUCACCCGCCCAACAUCCCGGACUCGCCCAUGGCCAGCAACGGGCCGCUGUGCUGCACAAUCUGUCACGAACGCUUGGAGGACACGCACUUCGUGCAGUGCCCGUCGGUGCCCAACCACAAGUUCUGCUUCCCCUGCUCGCGGGAGAGCAUCAAGGCCCAGGGCGCCAACGGCGAGGUCUACUGCCCCAGCGGCGAGAAGUGCCCGCUGGUCGGCUCCAACGUGCCCUGGGCUUUCAUGCAGGGGGAGAUCGCCACCAUCCUGGCGGGGGACGUUAAGGUCAAGAAAGAAAGGGACCCGUAAACAAACACACACACACACACACACCCUACACACACCCCCCCACACACAC
Callorhinchus milii (elephant shark) is the source of this 2596-nucleotide messenger RNA. It is a transcript of the gene irf2bpl, whose product is annotated as interferon regulatory factor 2 binding protein-like. Bases 541 to 2547 code for a protein of 668 amino acids. Gene Ontology annotation, molecular function: transcription corepressor activity. Lineage: Eukaryota; Metazoa; Chordata; Chondrichthyes; Chimaeriformes; Callorhinchidae. The transcript has a single exon. Gene Ontology annotation, biological process: regulation of transcription by RNA polymerase II. The record is from RefSeq and is a predicted model, not a curated record. Gene Ontology annotation, cellular component: nucleus.